CACCAAAAAUAAAGAAAUAAAUUAAUUAAAAGGUAAGAAAGACUUGUACAGCUCUGGAGGGAAAAAAAAAAAAUUGUAUAGGUAGAGAAUCACUUGAUACUAAACCGGAUCGAGCCCGGGAUCUUCUUGAAAAUGGGAAGAUCUAGGAUAGAGUGCAAGCCUCGUAAUCGGAGUUCACUGGGCGAAAAGACCAGGUGUCGAUAUUGUCUCUGAUUCCCUCUCUUCGUGUCCAUUUGGGUACCACAGAAACGGCACGCUGCACACACUGUCGCGUUUUAAGGAAGAAGAAAAUAAGAGAAUAUCCAUUCCACGUAAGCUUUCCUACGUGGUUUGACUGGACUUUUCCGAUUGAAAAUUUCGCUGAAGUCCGUCCUUCCGUCCCUCCCAACUCCUUUCCACCUUGACCCAACAGUCCUCAAAAUCACCAUGAUUACCGUGCAGAGAAGCGUAUCGGGGUCGUCUCAGAGCCCUAGAUCUCCGUCCUCGCAGCCGUUCCUGUCAGUAUCAGUGACUGAUCCUGUGAAAUUGGGCAAUGGCGUCCAGGCUUAUAUAUCAUACCGAGUCAUCACUAAGACAAAUUUCCCUGAAUACCAAGGGCCAGAGAAAAUUGUUAUCCGUCGUUAUAGUGAUUUUGUUUGGUUACGUGACCGUCUUUUUGAGAAGUACAAAGGAAUUUUCAUUCCUCCUCUUCCAGAAAAGAGUGCUGUAGAAAAAUUCCGUUUUAGUGCGGAAUUCAUAGAGAUGAGGCGUCAGGCAUUGGAUAUAUUUGUUAAUCGAAUUGCUUCACAUCAAGAACUUCAGCAAAGUGAGGAUCUCAGAACCUUCCUGCAGGCAGAUGAGGAGAUGAUGGAGAGAUUAAGGUCUCAUGAGACUGGUAUCUUUAAGAAGAAGCCAGCUGAUUUGAUGCAAAUCUUCAAGGAUGUACAAUCUAGAGUGAGUGAUGUUGUUCUUGGGAAAGAGAAGCCUGUUGAAGAGUCAAAUCCUGAGUAUGAGAAGCUGAAAAACUAUGUCUUUGAGCUUGAAAACCAUUUAGCUGAAGCCCAGAAGCAUGCAUAUCGUCUUGUAAAGAGGCAUAGAGAGCUGGGUCAAUCUCUGUCAGAUUUUGGGAAGGCAGCAAAACUCCUUGGUGCUUGUGAAGGCAAUGCUUUAGGGAAGGCAUUUUCUGAGCUUGGGGCAAAAUCUGAAACAUUAUCGAUUAAGCUGCAAAAGGAGGCACACCAACUCCUAAUGAGCUUUGAAGAACCGUUGAAAGAUUAUGUCCGUGCUGUGCAAUCAAUUAAGGCCACAAUAGCUGAGAGAGCCAAUGCCUUCAGGCAACAGUGUGAACUUGCUGAAACAAUUAAAUUGAAGGAGAUAAAUCUCGACAAACUUAUGCUUACACGAUCUGAUAAGGUGGGAGAAGCUGAGAUUGAAUACAAGGAGUUGAAGGCAGCAAGCGAGGAGGCAACAAAUAGAUUUGAGACAAUUGUGCGCCUAAUGAAUGAAGAGAUUGUUCGCUUUCAAGAACAGAAGACAGUAGACAUGGGAAUUGCUUUCCACGAAUUUGCGAAAGGACAGGCCCGUCUGGCAAAUGGUAUUGCAGAUGCAUGGCGAAGUCUCCUCCCUAAGCUUGAAGUUUGUUCUUCCUAAUAGUCGAUGAACCCCCAAAGCCAGAUCAAAUAUUCUCACCUGGACUCUUUUUUUUUUUUUUUUUUUUUUAAAUGUUAUUAUAUGUACAAAUUCAAAGCUUGUUUCUCGCGGAUUUUAUAUUUAUUUAUUUAUCUGAAUAUACUUAGAGAUGUUAGAUAUUUAAUCGUUGUGACAUUCACUCGCUCACAUUUGAUGCCUCGCAACGAGUUCUAAUAAUAGAAAGAAUAUGGGCAUAAUCGAGUUGAUGUGAA
Molecule: messenger RNA, 1880 nt
Organism: Ziziphus jujuba (common jujube)
Lineage: Eukaryota; Viridiplantae; Streptophyta; Magnoliopsida; Rosales; Rhamnaceae
Product: sorting nexin 1
Exons: 11
Coding region: 427-1629 (400 amino acids)
Cellular component (GO): endosome
Molecular function (GO): phosphatidylinositol binding
Source: RefSeq, a predicted model, not a curated record